AAAUCGAUGAUCGAGUGGCUCAACGGUGCCUCCCAUCGGACUUCAUCGUUCACAAUGGCAGACAAACAAAAUGCUCAGAAGAGUGUCAAGAUAGCAGCUGGAGCCGUGGUUUGUGUUGAAAGCGAAAUCCGAGGAGACGUUACCAUAGGCGCCAGGACCGUGGUCCACCCAAAAGCUCGCAUCAUUGCUGAGGCAGGACCCAUUGUCAUCGGAGAAGGCAACUUGAUUGAAGAGCAAGCUCUGAUCAUUAACAGUUACCCAGAAAAUAUUACACCUGAUACUGAGGUGGAACCAAAAACAAUGACCAUCGGUAUCAACAACGUCUUUGAAGUUGGCUGUGUAUCGCAAGCUUUAAAAAUUGGAGACAACAAUGUGAUUGAAUCUAAAGCGGAUGUUGGCAGGAAUGUAAUCCUCACCAGUGGCUGUAUAAUUGGAGCCUUCUGUCAGGUCAACACUUGUGAGGUCAUACCCGAGAACACGGUCAUCUACGGCUCUGGAUGUAUGAGGAGAGUGCAGACUGAGAGACCCCAGCCACAGACUCUUCAGCUCGAUUUUCUGAUGAAGAUCUUGCCAAACUACCACCAUUUGAAGAAAACUGUUAAAGCAGGCCAUGCUGCUAGCUAAAAUUACACUUUAUACCUUUUGAAAUGCAGAGAAUAUCAAUGUUUAACUAGAUCCUGCUGGAAGAAAGCAUGAAUGUAUAUAGUUAUGUACCUACCCUGUUUUUGCUCUUCAAUUACUGAUAUUUUCUACUCUGAUCUGCAACAGAAGAUUAAGCUUCUCAUCUUUCUCCUGCUAUGCCGAUGUACCUUUUGUUUUUUACAAUUAACUUAUAAGGUACACAAGCUGUACUAGAUUUGCUCAUUUCUUAUAAUGGCAGUUACCAGUAUUUUUAUCAUUAAGUUGUAGAAGGUAAUUUCUGCCAUUCUGAUAAAGAAUUUACACUAACAAUAAAUGAAACAUUUUAAGUAUUUA
Molecule: messenger RNA, 975 nt
Organism: Haplochromis burtoni (Burton's mouthbrooder)
Lineage: Eukaryota; Metazoa; Chordata; Actinopteri; Cichliformes; Cichlidae
Product: dynactin subunit 6
Exons: 7
Coding region: 7-624 (205 amino acids)
Biological process (GO): mitotic spindle organization
Cellular component (GO): dynactin complex
Molecular function (GO): dynein complex binding
Source: RefSeq, a predicted model, not a curated record